Molecule: messenger RNA, 2222 nt
Organism: Spinacia oleracea (spinach)
Lineage: Eukaryota; Viridiplantae; Streptophyta; Magnoliopsida; Caryophyllales; Amaranthaceae
Product: protein PECTIC ARABINOGALACTAN SYNTHESIS-RELATED
Exons: 11
Coding region: 92-1774 (560 amino acids)
Source: RefSeq, a predicted model, not a curated record
CACCCUCUCUCUCUUUUUCUUGCCUUGAUGUAAGAGAGCAUUUGACGGUUGCCUUACACUGUAGUGACAGUGAGAACGCAGAGUGAGAGCCAUGUCCGCCGAGCUAAGAGAGCUCCGCCAUUCCAGCUCCCUCGGAAACAGAGCCUCUUCUUCCCCUCGUAAAAACCCUCAACAACAACAACAGCGCGACGACGACAAUUCCCCUCUUCUCUCCGAUUCCGACGAUGUCGCCGACGGUAGUGGUCACGCGCGUAGCUCACGUGACCACCGGCCACCCUUCUUCUUAUGGUCUUACUUAUUCCCAGAAGAUUCCAGGGGUUCUUCUUCUCCUUCAAAGCUCUCCCUUUUCUUGAUCAUCUUUCUUGUUGUUGCUGGAUUUGUCUCCGUUUCUUCCCUCAUUCGUCGUUUGAAUGCACCAUAUCUGUGCCAGAAGGAUGGCCUUACUCUUCAGUGUCCUCGGGUAAAAGAGGCGCCUUCACUAUGGGAGAAUCCAUUUUCCGCCACGACAUCUUGGAAGCCUUGUGCAGAGCGCCGUAGUAAUGGCAUAUCAGAUCCUCCUGCAGAGAACGCAACAAAUGGAUAUAUAUUUAUACACGCGGAAGGUGGUCUGAAUCAGCAAAGGAUUGCCAUAUGCAAUGCAGUGGGCGUGGCCAAAAUAUUGAACGCUACACUUAUUUUGCCAGUGUUGAAGCAAGACCAGAUAUGGAAGGACCAAACGAAAUUUGAAGAUAUAUUUGAUGUUGAUCAUUUCAUUGACUAUUUAAAGGAUGAUGUGCCAAUUAUCCGUGAUAUUCCAGAGUGGUUUACGGACAAAACGGAGUUAUUCACAAGCAUAAGGCGCACGGUAAAGAACAUCCCAAAGUAUGCUUCAGCUCAGUUUUAUAUUGACAACGUUCUGCCUCGAAUCAAGGAAAAGAAGAUAAUGGCCCUAAAACCUUUUGUUGAUAGACUCGGGUACGAUAAUGUUCCCCAAGAAAUCAACAGGUUGAGGUGUAGGGUGAACUAUCACGCUCUGAAAUUUCUUCCUGAGAUUGAGCAGAUGGCUGAGUCACUGGCAUCAAGAAUGAGAAACCGCACAGCAAAUUCAAACCCAUACAUGGCUCUUCAUCUUAGAUUUGAGAAAGGGAUGGUGGGUCUAUCUUUCUGUGAUUUUGUUGGGACCAGAGAGGAGAAAGCCCAAAUGGCAGUUUACAGGAAGAAGGAAUGGCCUAGACGCUUUAAGAAUGGUUCCCAUUUAUGGCAAUUAUCUCUGCAGAAACGAAAAGAAGGUCGAUGUCCACUUGAACCCGGGGAAGUAGCUGUUAUUCUACGUGCUAUGGGAUAUCCAAAAGAGACACAAAUAUAUGUUGCGUCUGGGCAAGUUUAUGGGGGGCAGAAUCGGAUGGCACCACUCAGGAACAUGUUCCCGAAUCUGGUAACAAAGGAGGAAUUAACAAGCAAGGAAGAGUUGGAUGGCUUCAGAAAGCAUGUUACGAGCCUGGCAGCGCUCGACUUCUUGGUUUGCUUGAAGUCUGAUGUGUUUGUGAUGACCCAUGGAGGUAACUUCGCUAAGCUCAUCAUUGGCUACAGGCGAUACAUGGGCCAUAAGUUAAAGUCAAUUAAACCAGAUAAAGGUCUUAUGUCCAAGUCUUUCGGGGACCCUUACAUGGGCUGGGCCACCUUUGUUGAGGAUGUUGUAGUGACCCACCAAACAAGGACGGGUUUGCCAGAGGAAACCUUCCCUAAUUAUGAUCUAUGGGAAAACCCUUUGACCCCUUGUAUGUGUAGGGCAUGAAGAGUGUGACAUAUAUAGAGUUUGGAAUCAGGUUUCUUAGGAAGAAAAUUUGAAGCAGCCAUUGUCCAAAGCAGAUGUUUCCUUUCUUAAGAUGGGUUUUCAGUGAGGAUCAGGUGGAAAAUUACUUUAUCGACACUCUUUACUCAGAUUAUUCCGGUUAUGAUUCUAAUGUUCGUACAGAAGUUUGAAACUGACGUAAAACUGGAGGUUGAUAAGCAGUUUUUGGAGGGAGACUGGUUUCCAUCAUCAACAAUUCAUGAAGUUCUUGUUAGGGGGGGUUGUCAUAUGAAUGUUCUUGUACUAAUUAACUGUUGGGCUGACUAUAACCUGUAAAUUAAGUUAAAUAGAAAACUGUGAUGCCCAACUGCUACUAUCAUUAUUUUUUGACAGUAUGUAUUUUCACUUCCUACAUGUGGAUUAUAUAAGCUGUCUGUUCUGUUUGUGACAA